Messenger RNA from Closterium sp. NIES-65, 2481 nucleotides. The record is from the annotation of a GenBank genome assembly. Lineage: Eukaryota; Viridiplantae; Streptophyta; Zygnematophyceae; Desmidiales; Closteriaceae.
AUGGCAGUUGACGUGGCAUCCAUGUCGGUGGAGGAGCUGGAGGCUGUGUGGCUGAGGCGAGCUGGCAUGAGGAGCGACCUGAGUGUGACUAUACCGGGGAUGACUGCACCAGGAGUGACUGUACCCGGAUUCUCUUUCAACGUUCACAAGUACCCGUUAUACGCACGCACUGACUUUUUCCAGGAGUCAUCCACUGAGGACCCUGAUUCUGGUCGCAACCACAUCGACAUCGUGGGCUUGCCCGGAGGAGAAAGGGCCUUCAAGCAGGUCGCCAGCUUUUGCUACGGGAUGGAUUUCAAGAUCUCACCACUUGAUGCUCCUGCCCUCGCCUGUGCUGCCGUAUUCCUUGGAAUGACAGACGAUUCGAGCAAGGGAAUAGGCAAGUACCGCGUGAACCUGCUGUCCUUCUGUCCCUCCCUCACCCCACUCCUUUCCUCCCUUUCUUCUCUGCGUUCUGCCCCCCUACCAUCCCCCACCCCUCCAGCCACAUUCCUUGGAAUGACCGACGAUCCACGCAAGGGAAUGGGCAAGUACCGCGUGAAUCUGCUGUCCCUCUCCGCAUUCCUGGGAAUGAAGGAUGACUCGCGCAAGGGCAUGGGCAAGUACCGAGUGAACCUGCUGUCGUUCGCUGCUGCAGCCAUGGCAGGCAUGCUCAAACACGCCGAUGCUGCCCUUGCUGUACUCAGAGGCUGUGCGGGCCUGCUGGCUGAAGCAGACGCCCUGGGAAUCGUGGAUGAGGCAACAGACAGGCUGGCGGACCAUGCAGUUACCAGUCACAACCUCUGCACCACACCCAUUCAUACCAGUGACGGCAUUGCUCUCCUGCCUCUCAACAUCUUCCUUCGCCUUCUGGCCAAGUUCAAGGAAAAGAAUCUGCCCGAGAAGGAAAACGGCAGCGCAAUCGCCUUCUAUGCACAGCACAACCUGCCCGACCCAAAAUCCCUUGCUGCCCUCUCUCACUCCGACCCUCCCCCUCCCCACUCCUCGUCCACCUCCUCUUCCUCCGCCUCCUCUCUCUCCCCCGCGCACUACCGUCGGGUUCUGGAGGGCCUGACAGCAGCGUUGCCUGCUGCUGCUGCCAGUGUGCCCAUGCAACCGCUGCUGGGGCUGCUGCGUUGUGCUAUUGUGCUCAACGCAAGUGAAGGGGUCAAGGCCACCCUGCAGCGUCGGGCAGGAGCGCUCUUCACCGAUGCAUCGCUGGACGAUCUGCUCAUGCUGGAGACCAGUGACGUGCAGGUGAGGUUUGGUGAGGUGGGGAGUGGUGCAGAGGGAUUGAGCGCACUGGCCUGCGGUAGUGGUGGAGCACUAAGCAUGUUCCACUCCUUUCCCCUGUCGUUCCCCCCUCUCCCGCUCCCUCUCAGCAUGUUCCACUCCUUUCCCCUGUCGUUCCCCCCUCUCCCGCUCCCUCUCAGCAUGUUCCACUCCUUUCCCCUGUCAUUCCCCCCUCUCCCGCUCCCUCUCAGCAUGUUCCACUCCUUUCCCCUGUCAUUCCCCCCUCUCCCGCUCCCUCUCAGCAUGUUCCACUCCUUUCCCCUGUCGUUCCCCCCUCUCCCGCUCCCUCUCAGCAUGUUCCACUCCUUUCCCCUGUCAUUCCCCCCUCUCCCGCUCCCUCUCAGCAUGUUCCACUCCUUUCCCCUGUCAUUCCCCCCUCUCCCGCUCCCUCUCAGCAUGUUCCACUCCUUUCCCCUGUCAUUCCCCCCUCUCCCGCUCCCUCUCAGCAUGUUCCACUCCUUUCCCCUGUCAUUCCCCCCUCUCCCGCUCCCUGUCAUUCCCCCCUCUCCCGCUCCCUGUCAUUCCCCCCUCUCCCGCUCCCUGUCAUUCCCCCCUCUCCCGCUCCCUGUCAUUCCCCGCUACUCUCUCUCUCCCCAUCAGGGUCUGCUGCACGGCUUUGCAUCGGAGGAGCACCUCUCCGCUCUACCUGAUCGCGCACAAGCCCUGCAGGCUGCAGCAUCGCUCAUCGAUGCCUAUCUCCUCCGCCUCUCCUCCCCUCGCUGUGCCGGCGGUGCUCCUGCUAGUAACGAAGCAGCUGCUAUCGAGGAUGAGACGUCCAAGUCUGAAUCACAGGCUUUCCAGCCGGCCCUAAGUGUGGCGGAGUGGAAGCAUCUGGUCUCUGCCCUCCCGGCUGACGCGCGGCCGUCCCAUGACGGGUUGCUUAAGACGUCUCAAAAACAACCUCGCUUCACGUGGCCAGCCGUGAGUGUGGCUAAGUGGAAGCACCUGGCGUGUGCCCUCCCUGCUGAUGCCCGGACGUCCCACGAUGGGCUGUCGAAGGCAGUAACCGCCUACCUGACAGCUGUUGGCACGGGAUUGGCUGAAUGGGAGGUGGCAACGCUGGUGGGUGUGGUAACCCCCUCGCGCCUCUCCCCCUCGGCCAUGGAAGCUGCUGCUGCGUGCUCUCUGCUGCCUCUGCCAUUCCUGGUCGCUGUGCUGCGCAUUCAGAAGGAGGUAUGGAGUCAACUCAACAGUCAUCAUUCUCUGUAA